AUGGAAAUCAGCCCAGCGCGGCAGCUCAGUGGCAGCAGGAAACUGAGUGCGCCACGCGUCGUUAAGGCGCGCGAAGCAGCGCUGCGUGGGGUGCGGCCUCCCACACUGCUGGCCGCUGCGGUCACCUGUGCGAAUGACGUACGUGCAGGUAACGCUACGCUGCGCAUACCACUCACGGGCGGCCUGAAGCGUCGGGGUGGGCUGCUGACUCUGCCCUCCGCCAGUGCCUCCACGACCACCACCCCCACCGCCGCCGCCCCGGCCACCUCCACCCCUGCCGCCGCCACGACCACCUCCGCCUCCGCUGCCGCCUCCACCACCACUCCCACCGCUGCUGUCUCCUCCCCCACUGCCGCCACUAGUCUCCCCAGCCGCGCCUCCACUCCCACCGCCUCCACCCCCACCUCCUCCGCCGCCACCCCCACCCCUGCCCCCCUUGUUCCUGCGGCGCCCGCUCGAAGCAGACGCGGUCCCGACCUUCUCAGCACCAAGAAGGUCGACAGCACCUUCUCAGAGGCGACAGAGGGGAGGAGGGGGGAAGGGGAACACCCCUCAAAGAACGGGGUGCGGGGGUCGCCACGAGAGGUGCCUACAGCGACGAUGCUCGCCUCAGCUGCAAGCAGUUCCUUCUCGAGGAGGGCAACAGUGAGCUCAGUGGGGGAGCGAGAGAGGAAGUGA
Messenger RNA from Closterium sp. Yama58-4, 678 nucleotides. Lineage: Eukaryota; Viridiplantae; Streptophyta; Zygnematophyceae; Desmidiales; Closteriaceae. The record is from the annotation of a GenBank genome assembly.